ACGGGCGGCGGCGGCGGGGCCGGACCGGAGCCGGACCGGGGCCGGACCGGGGCGCGGGGCCCCUCGGGCGGCGGCGGCGGACACGGAGCAUGUCGUGGUUCAGCGGCAUCCUGGUGCCCAAGGUGGACGAGCGGAAGACGGCAUGGGGGGAGCGCAACGGCAAGAAGGGCAAGCGCCCGCGCGCCGCCCUCUGCGGCCCCCGCUACAUGAGCUGCCUGCAGGACCCUGAGAUGGAACGGGGCGCGGGGCCCCCCCGGGCCGCCCCGGGGCUGCGCUGCACCUGGCAGGAGGACCACUAUGGCAAGAAGGGGCCGGCGGGGGACCCGGGGCUCAAGUCGGGGGACCUGGGCUUGGAGGACAGCGAGGCCAAGGCGCCCAAGGGGGCCGGGGGCCGCGGCGAGCGGCUGUCGGCCGGCGAGUGCUGGCGGCGUUUGCUGCAGGUCUUCCGCUCCAAGCGCUUCCAGUCGGCCAAGCUGGAGCGGCUCUACCAGCGCUACUUCUUCCAGAUGAACCAGAGCAGCCUGACGGUGCUGAUGGGGGUGCUGGUGCUGGUCUGCGGGGUGAUGCUGCUCUUCCACUGCCUGCCCGGCGCCCCGCACGUGCCGGCGGCCGCCUCGCUGGCGGGCGCCACGGGGCUCUUCCUGCUCCUGAUGGUGCUGUGCAGCCGCAGCGCCUUCCCCCAGGACUACAUGUGGGUGGUGAGCUACGUGGUGCUGGGGCUGCUGGCCGGGGUGCAGGCGCUGGGCACGGUGGCCGCGGCGCCCCGCAGCGCGGCCGAGGGCGUCUGGUGGAGCGUCUUCUUCAUCUACAUCACCUACACCCUGCUGCCCGUGCGGAUGCGGGCGGCCGUGCUGGCCGGCGCGCUGCUCUCCGCCCUGCACCUCGCCAUCGCCUGGCACCGCAACGCCGCCGACCCCUUCCUCUGGAAGCAGCUGAGCGCCAACGCCCUGAUCUUCCUGUGCACCAACGUGGUGGGGGUCUGCACCCACUACCCCGCCGAGGUCUCGCAGCGCCAGGCCUUCCAGGAGACCCGCGGCUACAUCCAGGCGCGGCUGCACCUCCAGCGGGAGAACCGGCAGCAGGAGCGCCUGCUGCUCUCGGUGCUGCCCCAGCACGUGGCCAUGGAGAUGAAGGAGGACAUCAACACCAAGAAGGAGGACAUGAUGUUCCACAAGAUCUACAUCCAGAAGCACGACAACGUCAGCAUCCUCUUCGCGGACAUCGAGGGCUUCACCAGCCUGGCGUCGCAGUGCACGGCCCAGGAGCUGGUGAUGACGCUCAACGAGCUCUUCGCGCGCUUCGACAAGCUGGCGGCGGAGAACCACUGCCUGCGCAUCAAGAUCCUGGGGGACUGCUACUACUGCGUGUCGGGGCUGCCGGAGGCGCGCGGGGACCACGCGCACUGCUGCGUGGAGAUGGGGGUCGACAUGAUCGAGGCCAUCUCGCUGGUGCGCGAGGUGACGGGGGUGAACGUCAACAUGCGCGUGGGCAUCCACAGCGGGCGCGUGCACUGCGGGGUCCUGGGGCUGCGCAAGUGGCAGUUCGACGUCUGGUCCAACGACGUGACGCUGGCCAACCACAUGGAGGCGGGCGGCAAAGCCGGGCGCAUCCACAUCACCUGGGCCACGCUGCAGUACCUGAACGGGGACUACGAGGUGGAGCCGGGCCACGGCGGCGAGCGCAACGCCUACCUCAAGGAGCACAACAUCGAGACCUUCCUCAUCGUGGGCUGCAGCCAGAAGCGCAAGGAGGAGAAAGCCAUCCUGGCCAAGCUGCAGCGCGCUCGGGCCAACUCGACGGAGGGGCUGGUGCCGCGCUGGGUGCCCGAGCGCUCCUUCUCCCGCACCAAGGACUCCAAGGCCUUCCGGCAGAUGGGCAUCGAUGACUCCAGCAAGGACAACCGCGGUGCCCAGGAGGCCCUCAACCCCGAGGACGAGGUGGACGAGUUCCUGAGCCGGGCCAUCGACGCGCGCAGCAUCGACCAGCUCCGCAAGGACCACGUCAAGAAGUUCCUGCUCACCUUCCAGACGCCCGAUCUGGAGAAGAAGUACUCCAAGAAGGUGGACGACCGCUUCGGCGGCUACGUGGCCUGCACCCUGCUCGUCUUCUGCUUCAUCUGCUGCCUCCAGUUUUUGGUGUUUCCCCCCUCCCCGCUGAUGCUCGGCGUCUACGUCGGCAUCUUCGUCCUCCUCUCCGCCAUCCUCUUCGUCUGCGCCGUCUACUCCUGCGUUGCUCUCUUCCCCGCCGCCCUGCAGCGUCUCUCCCGGGCCAUCGUCCGCUCCCGCGCCCGCAGCACCGCCAUCGCCGUCUUCACCGUCCUCCUCGUCUUCGUCGCCGCCUUCGUCAACAUGUUCGCCUGCAGCCGGGUUCCCCUGCGGGACUGCGCCGCCCACGAGCUCAACAUCACCCCCGCGGCGGUGGGGCCCUGCCAGCUCCGUGCCCUCAACCUCUCGCUGGGCCCCCCGGGGCCGUGCCGCCCCCACGGGCUGGCCUGCGACUUCCCCGAG
Molecule: messenger RNA, 2507 nt
Organism: Cygnus atratus (black swan)
Lineage: Eukaryota; Metazoa; Chordata; Aves; Anseriformes; Anatidae
Gene: ADCY6
Product: adenylate cyclase 6
Biological process (GO): adenylate cyclase-activating G protein-coupled receptor signaling pathway; intracellular signal transduction; adenylate cyclase-inhibiting G protein-coupled receptor signaling pathway
Cellular component (GO): plasma membrane
Molecular function (GO): adenylate cyclase activity
Source: RefSeq, a predicted model, not a curated record